Messenger RNA from Ornithorhynchus anatinus (platypus), 4104 nucleotides. RefSeq names its product AKT serine/threonine kinase 2 (gene AKT2). Gene Ontology annotation, molecular function: protein serine/threonine kinase activity; ATP binding. The record is from RefSeq and is a predicted model, not a curated record. Lineage: Eukaryota; Metazoa; Chordata; Mammalia; Monotremata; Ornithorhynchidae. Gene Ontology annotation, biological process: protein phosphorylation. The coding region runs from base 184 to 1632 and encodes 482 amino acids. The transcript is spliced from 14 exons.
GGGGGCGGGGCGGGGUGAGGAGCAGCGUCCGGCGGUGGGCGAUGGGCCGGAGCCGGGAUCCCCGGAGGAGCCGCGGCGGCCGUCGGUGACAGACGCCCCUCCCGUCUCGCUCCAUCUGCUGCCGCCCACCGGAGCCCCCAGCCUGAUUCGCCGCGGCCCUGGCCCCGGAGAGCCGGCGGCACCAUGAACGAGGUGUCUGUCGUUAAAGAGGGCUGGUUGCACAAGAGAGGCGAGUAUAUCAAGACGUGGAGGCCCCGCUACUUCCUGUUGAAAAGCGACGGCUCGUUCAUCGGGUACAAGGAGCGGCCAGAGGCCUCAGACCACAGCCUACCCCCUCUGAAUAACUUUUCAGUUGCAGAAUGCCAGCUCAUGAAGACGGAGCGGCCCCGGCCCAACACCUUCGUCAUCCGCUGCCUCCAGUGGACCACGGUCAUCGAAAGGACAUUUCACGUGGACUCUCCCGACGAACGAGAGGAGUGGAUGAGGGCCAUCCAGACAGUCGCCAACAGCCUCAAGAGCCAGGAGCCCGGGGAGGACUCGAUGGAGUUCAAAUGCAGCUCCCCCGGUGACCCCUCAGCCGCCGAGGAGAUGGAAGUGGCGGUGACCAAGACACGGACAAAGGCGCAGACAAUGAACGACUUUGACUACCUGAAGCUCCUGGGGAAGGGCACAUUUGGCAAGGUGAUCUUGGUGCGAGAGAAAGCGACGGGACGCUACUACGCCAUGAAGAUCCUACGGAAAGAGGUCAUCAUUGCCAAGGACGAGGUGGCCCACACGGUGACCGAGAGCCGAGUGCUACAGAACACCAGGCACCCGUUUCUCACAGCCCUCAAGUAUGCCUUCCAGACCAAUGACCGUCUCUGCUUUGUGAUGGAGUAUGCCAACGGUGGGGAGCUCUUCUUCCACCUGUCCCGGGAGCGCGUGUUCACCGAAGACCGGGCACGCUUCUACGGGGCCGAGAUCGUCUCAGCCCUGGAGUACCUCCACUCGCGGGACGUGGUCUACCGCGACAUCAAGCUGGAGAACCUCAUGCUGGACAAGGACGGGCACAUCAAAAUCACCGACUUUGGGCUGUGCAAGGAGGGUAUCACUGACGGGGCCACCAUGAAGACCUUCUGCGGGACACCGGAGUACCUUGCCCCCGAGGUGCUGGAGGACAACGACUAUGGGCGGGCAGUGGACUGGUGGGGCCUGGGGGUCGUCAUGUACGAGAUGACCUGCGGCCGCCUGCCCUUCUACAACCAGGACCAUGAGCGGCUCUUUGAGCUGAUCCUCAUGGAGGAGAUCCGCUUCCCCCGCACCCUGAGCCCCGAGGCAAAGGCCCUUCUGGCUGGGCUGCUCAAGAAGGACCCCAAGCAGAGGCUCGGCGGGGGGCCCAGCGAUGCCAAGGAGGUCAUGGAGCACCGCUUCUUCACGCCCAUCAAUUGGCAGGAUGUUGUGCAGAAAAAGCUCCCGCCGCCCUUCAAGCCUCAGGUGACAUCGGAGAUUGACACCCGGUACUUCGAUGACGAGUUCACCGCUCAGUCCAUCACCAUCACCCCCCCGGACCGAUACGACAGCAUGGAUUCCCUCGAGACGGACCAGCGGGCCCACUUCCCGCAGUUCUCCUACUCAGCCAGCAUCCGCGAGUAGCCAGUGGCGGCAGCCAGCUGGCCAGAGCGAAGUCGGGCCCGCCAGCGUGGCCGCGGAGCCGGGCCGUGACCCCCUGCCCCUCCUCCCUCUCCGUGUCGAAAGCUGGAUUCGACUCCGCGGGCCGGGCCCCUUACCCGGUCGCGGCCCUCAGGCUGGCGGGAGGUGGGGCGGAGACCCUCGGCCGCCCCCGUCUGCCCGCGCCACACGGUACAAACCCUACCCGCAGCCCCCAGGCCGGGCGCGGGCCGUGGCCCCCCACCCCGGUCCCGGGCAGCGGAGGCCCCGCGGUCCCUCUCAGAAAUCCCCCCAAGUGCUUCUGCUUCCUCCUGGAGGCUGACUGAUAGUCACAGCCCCUUCCCCCACAUUCAGGCCCCGGCACUCCUGGCCAACUGCAGGGGGGUGGGAAAAGGGGACGAGGUGCCCACGGAACCUGGGGCUGGCAUAGCAAUAACGGUCCCUACCUGCCUUAACCCCGUCCGGCUGCAUCCGGCCCCUGGCCCGUAUCAGGAAUCAGAGGGUCAGCCCCCUCCUCUCAGCCACUCCCCUGUGGCCCUGACCCAGCCCGACUAAGCCCACUGGACGACGGCCCCACUCUGGGGGUGGGUGGGGACGGGCACCUGGCUGCCGUGGCCCUGGAGCCAAGUGCCCCGCUGCCCUCGCCUGCCCUCUGCACAAUCACAGUCCUGCCCUCCCUCCGGGCCAGGGAGCGUCGAGCCCUUUGGGGCUCGACGCGGUGGCAGCGUCGCCAUAGCUGGUGGGCCCGCCAUCUCCGCUGCCCCCCUCUCUCUGGCCUUGCGGUGGAGCUUUUCGGACAGCAGGGGCCCGAGCCUGCCCCAAGGGACCCGAGGGCAGGCCUGAGGGGUCCUAAGGGCUGUCCCUGUGCCUUAUUGCUGCCAUCGCACCCCUUCCCCAAACCCUAGGGAUCCCACCUGACUCAUUUGCUGGCCCCUGCCUCCACCCAGACCCCGGGGGGGGGGGGGAGUGGAGCAGCUAGGCUGUAAGUGCUGGGGAGAUAGAGCCAGGCACACCCAAGCUGAAGGUCCCAGUGUCCAUCCCCCUGCCAGGCCUCUUCUUCCCCCACCCCCUUUCACCCACCAUGUAGCUCUGUGUGAAGAGCAAGGAGCCCCACCUACCUCCCUCCCCUGUCGUUUGUGGGGAGGGGGGUGUCCAGUCCCCAGAGUCCGUGCUGCUGUGUGUGUGUGUGUGUGUAUGUGUGUGUGUGCGUGGCGGGGGGUGGGGCGCCUACUGCUGUUAUUUUACCAAGGUACUGUUGGACGCUUCCACCCUCGGGGCUGCCCACUGCCCUGGAGCAUGGUGGGCAGAGCACAAGAAAGGGGAAACCCCUUGGCUGAUAGUCUGAAUCCCAAUGCCCCUUCUCCCCCAAGACAGUCUUUCUGAGACCAUGGGAGACAGCCCUGUGUAUGAGGAGCAUGAACACAUCGACGGGGUCUCUGACCUCCCCUUCCCUCAAUCUAGUGCCAACUUGUCUACUUUCUUACUUCCGUCCUUCCCACCCCCACGGCUGGCCUGUCCACACGGACCCCACCAAGCCAGCUGGGCAGGGGAAAAGUCCCCAGGAGCCGGGCCGCGCUGGUGGGUAUUGACCCUGGCCUGGCCAGUUGAAGCUGUUACAGAUUUGCCAUCCCCCCUAGCAGUAAUUCUCCCAUGGCAGAUAGAGUGGCGGCAGCUUAGCCGACUAAUGCGGGGACUGGGCCCCGUUGGUAAAUUGCCAGGGGGCUCCCGGUACCUGCACCGCCCCCAACCCCUGCUUCAGUGCUGGAUCAAAAACCUCAGGGUCUUCCCUGAAGGUAGGUAUGCGUGUGGACGUGUGACUGUGUGGUGAGGGGAGGGCGGUGGUGAGAGUUCUGGGGUUUCAGCAGGCCCUGGGGGAGCGCAUCCCCUUCCUUGAGUCGCAAAGCACUUAGGGAGUCCACAGACCUGAUUCAGGGGUGUAUGCACCGACCCCCAACCCCUCUUCCCACCCCCUCCAGCCAGAGUGUUACCUCUCCCACCCUCAACCAGGCCACGCGCUGGCACCGAAGGCAGCCGGUGGCUGCGGCCCAUCCUCGACCCCCCCCAACCCCUCCCACCCCCGGAAGCAGGGACUUUUGUACUUAGUCCAUAAAUCCUCAAUGCCGACGUUUCACACUUUAGCUCCAUAGCGGGAGAUGCAUUAACUUAAAAUACUGGCCAUACACCCACCUGACUCCCGGUCCCUGCCACCGAUCGAGGGGGCAGCGUUUGCGUUUUGGGGAGCUCCCGUGAGGGCAGCCCGAGCAGGCUAGGACCGGGUGCCAGGCCAACGAGGGAGGGAGAGGAGGCCCCGGGCCUCCCUGCCCCGCUGUGCAUUCGGUUAUAGCGUCGACACAGGUGAGGAAACAAGCACGGUGCUGAUUUUGUCUAAGCGUUCUGCCUGUCUCACCUGUUCCUGUUAUUUGUACGGUACGAGCAAUAAAACCGUUUCAGACAAGC